Labeo rohita (rohu) is the source of this 6493-nucleotide messenger RNA. RefSeq names its product tenascin. Lineage: Eukaryota; Metazoa; Chordata; Actinopteri; Cypriniformes; Cyprinidae. The coding region runs from base 253 to 5985 and encodes 1910 amino acids. Gene Ontology annotation, molecular function: protein binding. The record is from RefSeq and is a predicted model, not a curated record. The transcript has 19 exons.
CAGACGUGUGCAGUGUGUGUCAAUCAGGAGCGUUCAGAGCAGUGGAGGAGCAGCGAGCGACUGACAGGAGGAGAGGGAAGCAGCAUCCAGCAUCAGUGGCUCUGCAGGUGGGACAGACGUUCAAAGAGAAGAGGACACGGCAACAUUUUACAUCACCGCAAAUUUGAGAGCCAACAGUAUAAAAAAAUCAUACUUUCUCAUUUACUAAACAUAACAGCAACCAUUCAUUUGGGGUUGUUCCUCUCUUUGAACAUGGCCUUAGUGUUGCCUUUCCUGCUUCUGCUUCUGCCAAGUCCGGCCCUCUCGAGCCGACAUCUGCAGACAGGAACUCCACGCGUCUCCAGAGACAUCAAAUCCCAGCCUAUUAAAGUUGUUAUUUCGGACACAUGUGCACGAGAUGGGGCCAAAGAGAGAGAGCUAGACUUGGAUCCGGAUUCUCCUCUGGUCUUGACCCAUCGGAUCCGUCUGGUGCCAGGUUCAGGUUCAGCUUGUGGUCAGUGCGAGGUGGACUUUGCAGCCCUGCGUGAUCGUAUUGAAAGACUGGAGAAGGAGGUGUCUGACCUGAGGGAGAAAUGCGGAGGUCCAGAAGGAUGCUGCAACGCCCAGCAGAGCAAAGGCGCGGUCUGUACCACCGUUCGUCCCACGACCGACGAGUGUCCGGAUGACUGCAGCGAUCAGGGUCGCUGUGUGGAUGGGAAAUGCGUGUGUUUCCCAGGAUUCAGUGGGCCUGACUGCAGCGUGCCUGACUGCCCUGAUGACUGCAGCAGCCGGGGCAGAUGUGUGAACGGCCGGUGCGUGUGUGACCCGGGCUUUACCGGCCCAGACUGCUCCUCCAGCACGUGUCCUGAAAACUGCAACGACAGGGGCCGCUGCGUGAACGGCAGGUGCGUUUGCGACGCUGGCUUUACCGGGUCUGACUGCGGGACUCGGAGCUGUCCGGCUAAUUGCAAUAACAGAGGCCGCUGCGUGAACGGCAGGUGCGUGUGCGACGCUGGCUUUACCGGGUCUGACUGCGGGACUCGGAGCUGUCCGGGCAACUGUAACAAACGGGGCCGCUGUGCGAACGGAAAAUGCGUGUGUGACGCAGGGUUCGCCGGUGAGGACUGCUCCGAGAUGUCCUGCCCGGGGAACUGUAAUGACAGGGGACGAUGUGUGAACGGACAGUGCGUGUGCGAUCCUGGCUUCUCUGGGCCGGACUGCUCUGCAAAAACAUGUCCAGAGAACUGCAACAAUCGUGGACGGUGUGUAAACGGGAAGUGCGUCUGCGAGAGCGGCUUUACGGGUCCGGACUGCUCGUCCAGAUCUUGUCCUGGAAACUGCAGUAACCACGGCAGAUGCGUCGACGGCCUGUGCGUGUGUGACGGCGGUUUCACUGGACCGGACUGUUCGUCCAAGACUUGUCCCAGCGACUGCAAUAACAAAGGCAGAUGCGUGAAUGGGAAGUGUGUCUGUGACGUGGGCUUCUCCGGCCAGGACUGCUCCACCAAAACCUGCCCCAACAACUGCAGCAACAAGGGCCGCUGCAUGAGGGGCCGCUGCGUGUGUCGUCGUGGUUUCACGGGGCCGGACUGCAGCGAAUGUCAGUCUGGGUUCACGGGUGAAAACUGUGACACUGCGCUGGCGGCCGUCUCGCGUCUCAGCACCAGAGACGUCACGGAGUCUUCUGUCACUCUGUUCUGGACUCCGCCUUCCGUGCAGUACGACACCUACCACAUCACCUUCACCAGCAGGAAAGAAACAGAUCAGAAAAUAAGCUCCAAAAUCAACGGCCGAAUGAACACUUACACUCAGAUUGGACUGGCCGCCGGACAGGAGUAUACGGUCAGCAUCACCGGAGAGAAAGACGGCACGAUGGGAACAGAGAGCACAGCAGAAUUCACCACAUUGAUCUCUGGCCCAAACGACUUGCAAGUUGUGAAGACGACCACCACAUCAGUCAUUGUCCAAUGGGAGAGAGCACAGGGGGAGAUUGACAGGUACGUCCUCUCCGUUGCACCCAAUCAGACAGAUGGAUCAAGCAGACUUCCAGAGAUUAACCUGCCGCCGGAGAGAGAUUCAGCCCAGAUCGACGGCUUGGAGCCGGGCCGCUUGUAUGACGUCGCAGUAGUGGCGGAGAAAGAUAGCAUCCGGAGCCUGCCAGCAACCGUACAGGCAACUCCUGGGAACGCCUCGGUGCCUGCGACCAGGCUGACCACGGAGAUAGACGUGGAGGCUGGCGACAACAAAGAAAAGACACCAAGGUUCACAAACACAACACUGUUCCUGCAAAAGCAAGGACCGAGCAAAGGGGGCCAAGUGACAAAAGGAAAUGUUAAAAAUCUAAAAAGAGCAGGAAACAUAAGCCGACUCAAAACAGAUAUACUUGUUAGACCUGGACAAAAAAAAACACCUGGGAUGCUUCCCAAACCCGGUACACAAACCAUGAGAAGACCUUAUAGUCCAGAAAUCAAACAUUUCAAUUCUUCCCAGAUAGGAGCAAAAGGGGGAAUUGUUGUGCCUUCUGCAAAGAAGUCAAGAACAUGGCAUCCUCUGAGACCAAGAAACCCUAAUACAUAUCCUGUCUCUGGUGGUAAACCAUUGGCGCUGACAAUGAAAGAGACAAGUUCUCAGGAGGGAAACACUGAAACUGAUUUUAGAAGAGAGUCUGUCGAGACACCCGGACAUGCCAACCCAAGCUCCACCGUCCAGAAACACAUACCCACCCCAUCUGCCACCCCACUGCCUUUCAGCAACGUCACUGACUCGACCGAAGAGCCAACAAUUACAACGGAAAAAAACAUUACAGCCUAUAUAAAUGGGACCAAAUGUGUUCGAAAGGUUUUGGUCGGGUACAGAAAGAUACAUGCAAACAUGUCAGAUGGCAAUGUGCUGACAAAAAACCUAACAGUUAUAGUUGGCCAUUUGAAUGGAACUGAUCUCUUACACAAACUUCUAACAGACAGAUCUACAGUCAAUCAAAUGGGGGUUACAGGGCUGGAUGAGGCUCGGCCUGAAGCUGAGACUUCUGAAGCCAGAAGGAGUGUGGAAGAGCAAGAAGGAGAAGAAGAACCUGAUGAAGACACAGCGGGAAAGAAUACAAUUGUAAUGAAUGCCGCUCCCUUUUCAACGAGACAGCCUGAGACAACUCUUUACCAGCCUCUCACCACCACAUCUCCUCCUCCGUACCUAAACGGUCCACAGCGCCCUGCACCACAAUCUUUGGCACAACCUGAGAGGGUGAAUCAACGUGCAGCAGGAAAUCGGUCAACAGCAGAAAGAGCACCUAGAAAAAACAGCCUCCAGGCAUCGCCAUUAUCCAUCCCCAGACAAGCAACUAGACCAAAACCCCCAAGUUUAGCUUCUCCACCAGUAGUAGGUAGAUCACCGCUUAAGUCGACGUCCUCUUCUUCCUCAUCUUUAGAGACGCCAAAAAACAAGCGUCCAUCUUGGCCUAGUCCCAUCGCCUCUCCUUUAGCAAAAGAGCCGCUUGUUGAGGAAGAAGUUCUAAACUCAAUUCCAGCCACAAGACAAUUCCAAGAUUCAACUUCUGAAGCUGCUCACAAGUCCAGCACCGAGACAGCUUCAUUGCCAGUCCAACUCCCUAUGAAAAAAGACACCGCAUUAAAAAUCACAGGCGUUGAAGCACCCGGUCGGCGCACGCCGUUUAGGGGGUCUUAUCCUCGUCGUCCCGGUUCUUUUCAGAUGCGUACGAGGCCAAUUCUAGAGUCGCCUCAGCACCCCAACCAGGGACCCGUAAGACGACCCACUGUCAGAAACAACAGGCCCGUCAACCAAGGCACUCCUAUCCAACCAGAAAAGGCUGCUUUAACCCCUGCAAAAGAAAAUGGCACUAGUAUUAAGAUUAGACAGAAUGUAAUUCUCAACAGGACCAAUGGAUCAGCCAAUAGACAGGGAGCCAGGAGACAUUCCCAAAUAAGACAUGGUGGUACCACUCAAAUGGGCCCAAACAUUAGUCAGUAUGGAAAAGGAUACUCUCACAGUCCUUUUUCCACAGACCGUCCCAUGAAAAAUGAUAAUAGUACUCAGGAAUAUGUGUUGAGUGAAGCAGACAGCUCCAUUGAGCAUGUGGGGGUCAACAAUGUGACAUCAACAGGCCUCGUACUAAUAUGGGGUGCACCGAAAGGAAAGUUCAAGCACUUCAUAAUCACUCAAACUGAGCUGGGACCAGACAACAUAGACAAGGACGAGAAGAGUGAAGAAAAAGAUGAAGAGCCUGAUGAAAGGAAAAGCGAGAAAGAAGUUGAUGACGGGAAGAGACUUAAGGCAACAGCAGCAAAGAAAAGUAGUUUGAGCAAGGGCAAAAGUGUAGUCAGUCAACUCGUACCUAAUGUACAGAGUACAAAGAUGAACAAGAGUGGAGAAAACAUUACAAGCUUGUCUACAGUUCUCCCUGGAACUGCCCGCUCACACCAAAUGGCGAAUCUCGCGCCACAGACCAGGUACUCUGUGUCCAUCUUUGGGAAGGGACCAACGUUUCGCUCCAAAACUCACAACCUCAUCGUACAUACAGGCCCUGAGCCUCCGUCCAAUCUUGCCUUCAGCGAUGUGACCGACAGCUCUGUCACGGUGUCCUGGACCAAACCGAAGAGCAAGGUGUCUGGAUUCAAGAUCACGUACACUCACGUGCAAGAAGGUGAGCCGAUCUCUGUUAGCGUGGACUCAGAAACGGUCCGUCUGGCACUCUCGCCGAUGUCUCCUGGCUCUACCUAUGAGGUCCGUGUGAUGUCUGUACUUGGACAAGACGAAAGUAAUUCCAUUCAGGAUACUGUAACCACUUCCCCCGACCCACCAACAGACCUGAGGGCCAUAAACGUCACAGACAGUAAAGCGCUGUUGCUGUGGAGACCCGCCUUGGCAGCUGUCGACCAUUAUGUGAUUGUGUAUAGUUCUGAUACAGCACCUGGAUCUGGAAUAACCAUCAAAGUAUCUGGCAACGCUGCAGAAGGGCAGCUGCAGUCGCUGCAAUCCUCCACACGGUACAGCGUGAGCGUUCACAGCCAGCUGGGAGACCUGAGCAGCUCCAGAGCAACCACAGCCUUCACAACAUCCGGCGGUAAAAAAGUGGAUGGUCCUCGUGAUCUCAAAGCCAGUCAGGUUACGCCUCGUACCGCGGUGCUGUCUUGGAAACCACCUGCGUCAGCCGUCAGCAGCUACAAGCUCAGCUAUUACACGGAUGGCCAGGACAUAAAGGAAGUGAUUCUUGACCCCACGGUCAAGGAGUUCAAGCUGACCAGAUUGUACCCAACGUCAACAUACACAGCUCAACUACAGGCCGAGCAGGACGGUCUGUACGGGAGCGCCGUCUCUACAGACUUCACCACCGGGAAUCUCCGGUUCCCGUUUCCCACUGACUGUUCGCAGGAGAAGCAGAACGGAGUGCUGCAGUCUGGCAUCACGGAGGUGUUUCCACAGGGCCGGGAGGGAAAGCCGCUGAUGGUUUACUGUGACAUGGAGACUGAUGGAGGAGGCUGGACGGUCUUUCAGCGAAGAAAGGAUGGCAAGACGGACUUCUUCAGGAGCUGGCGUGAAUACAGCAAUGGAUUUGGAGCGCUGGAUGGGGAAUUCUGGCUCGGAAAUGAGCAGCUUCAUAACUUCACCAAGAUGAGUCCGAUGACCCUGAGAGUCGACCUCAGUGCAGGAGACGAGUCCGUUUACGCACACUAUUCCACGUUCUCUGUCGACAACAUGAAAAAACACUACACCAUCAGAGUGUCUGGCUAUUCUGGCACAGCCGGUGACUCGCUGACAUACCAUAACGGACGGCCGUUCUCCACGCGGGACAGGGAUCCUCAGCCGUUCAUCACGCGCUGCGCCAUGUCCUACAGAGGCGGCUGGUGGUAUAAGAACUGCCAUGAGGCCAAUCUCAACGGCCUCUAUAACACAAAAACCAACCACCAGGGAGUGAUCUGGACCGAGUGGAAAGGCAAAGAUUUCUCUAUUCCCUUUACUGAGAUGAAAUUCCGCCCAGCCUCAUUCAGGCCCUGAACGCGAGGAUAAACGCAUUAGUGCAGGAGAGCCGGGACGCCCUCCCGAUAUGGACAUAAACCGAAACACACCACCACUGAAAAGCAAGUAUCAUUACUGCACGCAUAACCACACAAUCGAACUACAUAACUACAUCUACACACGUACUCCAAUAUGUCAAGGCCUAAAAGGCUGUUUAUCUGUAGUCAAUAUGUAGUAUUGUACAGUGUUUGGAUUCUCUGUGGUCUGUGCAUUGUGACACCCCGCAGCAGCUGGAGGAAAUAUUAUGCACUGCCUUCUUCUCUACGAUGAAGCUCCGGACUCGGUGUCACGUAUAUCAGCUUGAACUAUCAAGAGUCUGAUGUUUGUAUUCAUAUUGCUUUGUAUGUACCAUAUUUCAGUGUCUUUCAGAGAGAUUUCAUAAAAAAAAGAAGCUGUAAGUUGGUAUAUGGUAGUGCUUUUAACAUUCUAUGGUUCUAUAAAUAUAUAUAUAUAUAUAUAUAUAUAUAUAUAUUUGAUAUUAAAAAAA